GUUAGUGGCAGCGUGGUCCUUGGCUGGGGGCGGCUCGUGUGCGGAGUCUGCAGCCGAGGUGCGGAGCCGGAAAGGAGGGGGUGCCGCAGAGGUGCUGUGAGGAAAGGGUGGUGCGGCGGAGGCUUUUUUCUCCUCGUUUGUCUUUUGAACUCUAAGCAAGAUGUCCUCUAAUGAGAAUACCAAUACAGCAGCUCGCUUGAACAGAUUCAAAAACAAAGGAAAAGAUACUACAGAAAUGAGAAGGCGGCGUAUUGAAGUCAAUGUAGAAUUGAGGAAAGCUAAAAAAGAUGACCAGAUGCUUAAAAGAAGAAAUGUUAGCACUUUUCCAGACGAGGCCACUUCUCCCCUUCAGGAAAAUAGGAGCAAUCAGGUUUCUGCACACUGGUCUGUUGAAGAAAUAGUCAAAGGAGUUAAUAGCAAUAAUAUGGAGCUUCAGUUGCAGGCUACUCAAGCUGCCAGGAAACUCCUUUCAAGAGAGAAGCAGCCCCCCAUAGACAACAUAAUUCAGGCUGGUUUGAUUCCAAAAUUUGUCUCCUUCUUGAGUAGAGCAGACUGUAGUCCUAUUCAGUUUGAAUCUGCCUGGGCACUUACCAACAUUGCUUCUGGCACAUCAGAGCAAACCAAGGCGGUAGUGGAUGGUGGGGCUAUCCCAGCCUUUAUUUCACUUCUGGCCUCUCCUCACAUUCACAUCAGUGAACAAGCUGUGUGGGCGUUAGGAAAUAUUGCAGGGGAUGGUUCUAUCUACAGGGAUCUAGUUAUUAAAUUUGGUGCGAUUGAGCCACUGCUAACUCUCCUAGCUGUUCCUGAUCUCUCCUCUCUGGCUUCUGGAUAUUUACGCAAUGUUACCUGGACCCUCUCAAACUUGUGUCGUAACAAGAAUCCUGCACCACCCUUGGAAGCUAUUGAGCAGAUUCUUCCAACCCUCGUCCGACUCUUGCAUCACGAUGAUCAUGAGGUGUUAGCAGACACGUGCUGGGCACUCUCCUAUCUGACAGAUGGUUCCAACGACAGGAUAGAAGUUGUUGUGAAAACUGGAUUGGUGCCACAGCUCGUCAAACUGCUGGGAUGUGGUGAACUGCCAAUAGUGACUCCUUCACUGAGAGCCAUAGGAAAUAUUGUUACUGGUACUGAUGAGCAGACACAAAUUGUUAUUGAUUCAGGAGCCCUAUCUGUCUUUCCAAGCCUCCUAUCUCAUCAUAAAAACAACAUUCAAAAAGAAGCUGCAUGGACAAUGUCCAACAUCACAGCUGGACGUCAGGACCAGAUUCAGCAAGUUGUGGAUCAUGGCCUUGUGCCAUAUCUCAUUGGUGUUCUGAGGAAGGGAGAUUUCAAAUCUCAAAAAGAAGCUGUGUGGGCUGUGACCAACUACACAAGCGGUGGAACAAUUGACCAGAUUGUGUAUCUUGUUCAGGCUGGUGUUGUUGAGCCUCUACUGAAUCUCCUCACUGCUAAAGACAGCAAAACUGUGCUAGUAAUUUUGGAUGCUGUUUCUAAUAUCUUCCUGGCUGCUGAGAAGAUAAACGAGACUGAGAAACUUUGCCUCAUGAUUGAGGAGUGUGGAGCUCUAGACAAAAUUGAAGCUCUUCAGUCACAUGAAAAUGAACAGGUGUACAAGGCCUCAGCCAGCCUGAUUGAGAAAUAUUUCUCAGCAGAAGAGGAGGAGGACCAGAAUGUUGUACCGGAAUCUACUGCUGCUAGUUAUACUUUCCAAAUUCAGGGCAGUACUCCCGAUACUUUCAACUUCUAGAUGCUGCACACACUGCAACCAUCUGCAAGCCACUUGGCAUAUGAAUGCUGCCACUUCUGUGUCUUAAUAGCCCCCCCCACCCCCUUUUUUUUUUUUUUGUGACCUCUAGCACUUUGUCCAACUGAAACAUACUUGAACAGUUCAAAACUGUACAUAUGUGAAUUUUUUAACUGUUAAAUUCAUUCUGACAUUCUUGUAAAUACAUCUUCUCACUUCUGUCUUCUAGCCUUUUACUGUCUCUGUCUCACACAAGAAUGCAAGUAGGUAGUAUAAGCUUCUUUUUAAAUGUAACCCCUUGCUCUGUGUAACAUAUUACAAUCAAAACACUGAGUAAGCUUUUAAGGAGGAUUCGUUUCAAGUUCAAUAAAGUGUUAACAAUACAUCAA
This is a messenger RNA of Tympanuchus pallidicinctus (lesser prairie-chicken), 2133 nucleotides long. It is a transcript of the gene KPNA2, whose product is annotated as karyopherin subunit alpha 2. Gene Ontology annotation, molecular function: nuclear import signal receptor activity; protein binding. Gene Ontology annotation, biological process: NLS-bearing protein import into nucleus. Gene Ontology annotation, cellular component: nucleus; cytoplasm. Lineage: Eukaryota; Metazoa; Chordata; Aves; Galliformes; Phasianidae. The transcript is spliced from 11 exons. Bases 161 to 1747 code for a protein of 528 amino acids. The record is from RefSeq and is a predicted model, not a curated record.